GCCAUUUGCCGCGCAGCCGUCAACACAAAUACGCGAUAAACAAGUUUUUUUUAAUGAUAGACAUUAGACUUUAGACGUUUGUUUUUUUUCCCUGCUCCGACCGUGGGCCAACUAUACCGAAACAAGUGGGUGUUCGCUCGAGAUAAUACCGUUCGAUUAUUUUACGGCGACUCUUGCCGUUUUCGUGUGCAUGCGAUCGUGUCGUGUCGAUGUGUGUGAUUUGAUUAAUUAUUGCUGAUUGCUGAUUUCCGUUUCCCUGCCCUCACUGUAUCCCGGUUGGGUUUUCGUUAUUUUUGACGAUCGGUUCUGCAGCGCGCGUGUCAAACUCCGUCCAGAGCCGACAGAGUGUCCGGAGAGACCUGAACACUGCCCAUCUACGACCGACAUUAUGGCUGAAGUUCAAGAUGCUAUAAAUGUUGGUAAACCAGUACCAAUAGUUUUGGCUGAAGAAGAUCAUCAGUUCAUACUUGAUGAAGAAGCUCUUGAAAGUAUUCUUUUGAAAGAUGAUAUUAAAGAUCGAAAUGUUGUUGUGGUUUCUGUUGCUGGAUCUUACCGAAAAGGGAAAUCAUUUUUAAUGGAUUUUUUUCUCAGAUACAUGAAAGCCACAUAUCAUUUAAACCUAAUAAAUGAAGAUGCACAUUGGAUUGGUUCAGAUGAUAAGCCAUUGGAUGGCUUUACCUGGCGUGGUGGAUCUGAUAGAGAUACUACAGGUAUUCUUAUGUGGUCUGAAGUAUUUAAAGCCACUUUAGAAGAUGGUGAAAAAGUAGCCAUUGUACUACUAGAUACACAAGGUACAUUUGAUAGUGAAAGUACGGUCAAAGAUUGUGCCACAGUCUUUGCAUUAAGUACUUUGCUUAGCUCAAUUCAAAUAUAUAACCUAAAAUUUAAUAUACAAGAAGAUGAUUUACAACAUCUACAGCUGUUUACCGAAUAUGGUCGUUUAGCACUAGAAGAUUCUGGUACAAAACCAUUCCAGAAGUUACAGUUCUUAGUUAGAGAUUGGAGUUUUCCAUAUGAAGCUGAAUAUGGAGCAGAAGGUGGGCAAAAAAUAUUAAACAAAAGACUGCAAAUAUCUGACAAACAACACCCAGAACUUCAGUCUUUGAGAAAACACAUUAAAUCGUGUUUUUCUGAUAUCAGUUGUUAUUUAAUGCCUCAUCCUGGUCUGAAUGUUGCUACUAAUCCCAACUUUGAUGGCAAACUAUCUGAAAUUGAACCAGAGUUCAAACAAAACCUUAUUACUAUGAUACCAAUGUUGUUAAGACCAGACAGGUUAAUUUUAAAAGAAAUUGGUGGACAAAAAAUAAAAGCAAAAGAGUUAGUCCAGUAUUUUAAAGCAUACAUUAAAUUGUUUACUGGGGCUGAAUUACCAGAACCAAAAUCUAUGCUUGUUACAACAGCUGAAGCCAAUAAUUUAUCUGCUGUCGCAUCUGCUCGAGAAGUGUACCGCCAGACAAUGGAUACUAUUUGUGGUGGUAACAGACCAUAUUUGAACAACAACACACUAGAUGAGGAACACGCUAAAAGCAAAGACAUGGCAAUGGAACAAUUUAUUGCUAAACGAAAAAUGGGUGGUGAUGAAUUUUCAGAAUCUUACAAAUUUAAAUUAGAAAGUGAUAUCGAAGAAGACUUCAUAAAAUUUAAAUCACAAAAUGAAAGUAAAAACGUAUUUAAGUCAGCGCGUACACCAGCAGUAUUCUUUGCAGUUGCAGUUGCUUGUUAUUUCAUAUCUGGAUUAUUUAACUUCUUUGGAAUAUACUCUGUAGCCAGUGGUAUUAACUUAAUUAUGGGUCUUGCUCUUCUCAUUCUUAUAUUGUGGGCAUAUAUAAGGUAUAGUGGAGUACAUAGCGAAAUAGGUUCAAAUAUUGAUGAUGCUGCUAACAUUAUGUGGGACAAUUUUCUGAAGCCAAGCUAUGAAAUUUUCCUUCAAAAAGGUUUAGAACAAGCCACAAACCAAGCAAUCAACAUAGCCGUGAAUAACACAACAUCUCCUAUUGCUGGUGUUCAGUCCCCAUUUGGAAAAAGACCUAUGCAAAGAAUGAAUUCCCAUGUCGAGAUGAACGACAGGUUUAAACAGUCAUGAUAUAAUAUUGCCUCAUGACGUUGUUAAGUCGUAUCAUAAAUGGC
Molecule: messenger RNA, 2127 nt
Organism: Myzus persicae (green peach aphid)
Lineage: Eukaryota; Metazoa; Arthropoda; Insecta; Hemiptera; Aphididae
Gene: atl
Product: atlastin
Exons: 9
Coding region: 389-2083 (564 amino acids)
Biological process (GO): endoplasmic reticulum organization; protein homooligomerization
Molecular function (GO): GTP binding; GTPase activity
Source: RefSeq, a predicted model, not a curated record